Messenger RNA from Candidozyma duobushaemuli, 384 nucleotides. RefSeq lists its product as uncharacterized. The record is from RefSeq and is a predicted model, not a curated record. Lineage: Eukaryota; Fungi; Ascomycota; Pichiomycetes; Serinales; Metschnikowiaceae. Bases 1 to 384 code for a protein of 127 amino acids. The transcript has a single exon.
AUGGAGAAGCACGAGGAAGAGGUUAAUCCCUCUCAGGAACAACAGGCCUCGCCGCUCUCGGUGUUGCCUUCCAUUUUCACAUAUUUGACGUUGCUUCUUGGGCUUCUUGGAGCCUUCAUUUACUUCUGUGGUUUCGAAGCUUUCCAGGAAGGUCCAUUUGUCCUUUACGAGCUUUUGGCCGAGAAAUUCUUGGGUCAAGAGUCUAGCAGUCACCUUGUUAAAAGAAAAGAGUUCAUUGAACUGAUUGGUUUCCGUAUUUUGGUUGGCAUUGGUGUGUUUGCUGUCUUGAACAUUGUUGUGAUUGUGGUCCAUCACGUCGUCCAAAAAAUUGCCAGGGCCACAAACUCCUACAAGAACGUGGACCAUGUCAUCUCCCCCUUCUAG